Molecule: messenger RNA, 415 nt
Organism: Ctenocephalides felis (cat flea)
Lineage: Eukaryota; Metazoa; Arthropoda; Insecta; Siphonaptera; Pulicidae
Product: cohesin subunit SA-2-like
Exons: 3
Biological process (GO): sister chromatid cohesion
Cellular component (GO): chromatin; cohesin complex; nucleus
Molecular function (GO): chromatin binding
Source: RefSeq, a predicted model, not a curated record
UUCGAUGCUGACUUGUCUAUCGAAGGUAAAACUACAAAUUCUUCGAUACACUUCUACAUUGGCAGGUAUAAAAUUAAUGACGGCAUUGGCAGAAAUUGAAUCGAAAUUAUCUGUAAAUUGUAAUUAUGCCAUACGUCAAGUCGAGGCAGAAGAAGCGAAAGAUUUGGGAAGGCAAAUGCCUGACCGAUUAGAAACACUCAUUGAAAAGCGAGAUGAAUUACUUGAAAACCAAGAGGAAUUGCAAAAGAUGAUCAAGAGUAUAUUCAAAUAUAUUUUUACACAUCGUUACAAAGACUUCGACCCAGAUAUUCGUGCGAACUGUUUAGCUGAACUAGGCAUCUGGCUGAAUACUUUUCAUUCACAAUUUCUGGAUGAUGCUCAUUUGAAAUUCAUUGGUUUUUCACUUUUCGACAAG